Molecule: messenger RNA, 1611 nt
Organism: Verticillium dahliae VdLs.17
Lineage: Eukaryota; Fungi; Ascomycota; Sordariomycetes; Glomerellales; Plectosphaerellaceae
Exons: 1
Coding region: 1-1611 (536 amino acids)
Source: RefSeq, a predicted model, not a curated record
AUGAGUAAUCGGCAGUCCCGACGUGGGCGCCCGCCCCCAGACCUGGACCCUAGUUUGGACCCAGGCCCAGGCUCAGGCUCAGGCUCGGGUCGUCGCCUGGGCCCUGGUCACCCAAAGACAGAUGACGAGGAAGACGGCGACGACGUCGAUGAUAACAGAGUGGACAGCCGCGCAGUCGCCGUCGGUCUCCACCCUGCCGCACUCACAACGACGUGGUCGGGUCCAGUUCCUACUUAUACAACCCGUGCCGUGCUCCCACGCUCUGGGAGCUUUUACUCUCAGCAGCCGCCACAGCUGCACCUCGAACAUCAGCAGCAGCGGCUUGGUGGUGUGGAUGAAGGAGAUGACCGACGCCAGAGGGGCCACGCGGGAGCCCACACUCCCGGCCAUUAUGAGGAUCUGGGCCUCGAGCUAAAGCCUCAGCAGGCCCAGGCCCUCCAGGCCCCAGCCUCAUCAGACCAGGAGUUGUCAGCAGCAGCAGUAGCUGCUGCUGCUGCCGUACCGCAAAGACCUCGGCAGCGGCAGCUGGGCCGACAGCACCAGCUACAGCAGCUACAGCAGCUACAGCACCAGCGCCUGAUCCAGCAGCAGCAGCAGCACCAGCGCCUGGUCCGGCAGCAGCAGCACCACCAGCACCACCAGCACCACCAGCAGGAGCACCACCAGCACCUUCAGCCCGCUGGGUCGCUAGCGUCGCCAGCGCUGGAUCCGAAAGGCCAGGAACGACUCGAAGACCCGCAAGGGCCCCAACAACCCCAACAAUUGCACUCACAUGAUUCGCAUCGUCUUGUCGAGUACGAGCAACAACAGCAAUCCGACCAGCACCAGCACGGCCGCCGCCAUCUCGAGGCCCAGGCCCAAACCCUCACCUCCGAGGCCUUUCUCCCUGAGUACCAUCAGUCAAUCGGGCCACCUCAGCCGCAGCACCACCACUCUCACCACCCUCAUCGCCAUCACCCUCACCAACAACCGCCUCUUCCGCAGCCUCCCCUGCAUCACAGCCAGCAGCCGCAGCCUGGUCCGCACCCUCGGCAGCCCGUCUACUUCGUCCCUCACCCGCCCCUCGUCGAUCCCACCGCUGCCGCUGCCGCUGCCGCUGCCGCCACCGCUCCUGGGCUUGUCUCGUCGCCCCCCUCCUCGUCUGGCUCGACCCUCUGCCACCCUCAUGAUCCGCGACUGCUUCACGCCUCCGAACUGCAGACCACCAUCGCCUGGUUCCCGACAAGCGACGAGCCCAGCGCUGUGCCGCAGCUGCAUAAUUACACAGCGCCGUCCGACUUUUACGAUCCCAACCACGAUCCACACACCACCGACGACCCGACCUUUUAUCACCACCGCCCGUAUCACCACCCGCACCACCAGCAGCGCCCGCUGAAUUGGCCCUUUAUUCAAUUGCCCGACGGGCAGACGGUGCUUUCCAUGCAUCCCGAGCUCUCCAUAUUGAAUGCCGAGUCGUAUCAUGACGGCAGUGCAUCCUCCUUCCGAGCCCCUCGCAGCCUGCCCCCUCGACCGACACCAACGCCUUCCACGCCCGGCGCCGACGAAGGCCGCACGCGAUCUCAUCGUGUGUCGCGCCACGGCACCAAGAGGUCCAUGGCGCAACGCGGUUGA